AUGAACCUCCUCUCACACGCCCGCGAUGUGGCGCUGCAGUCUCCACUCCUGGUUUUGGGCGGUGUGGCGCUGGCCUACGCCGUAUACACCCUGAUCCGAUUCGCCCGGGCCGAUGCAUCCCUGGGCCUCUUGUCUGCUGCCCCCACCCCUCCCAGGGCCUUUGCGGGCAAGGUGGUGUGGAUCGUGGGGUCCAGCCAGGGCCUGGGGGAGGCCAUGGCGCUCUGCAUGGCCGCCCAGGGCGCCAAGCUCAUCCUCAGCUCCCGCUCCCAGCGCAAACUGGAGGCGGUCAAAGCCAAGUGCGCCGCCUUCAUCCCCGCCGACGACGUUCUGCUCCUGCGUCUGGACGUGCUGGGCCCCCCCGCGACCCUGGCCGAGGCGGUGGAGACGGCCUGCUCCGCCUUUGGCGGCGCAGGCCUGGACUACAUCUUCCACAACGCCGGCGCCAGCCAGCAUGCGGUGGUGGAGGAGACCACCUGCGAUGUGGCCACUGAGUUGCUGCACCUCAACCUGCACGCCGCCAUCAAUGUGGCCCGCGCAACGCUGCCCUACAUGCUGCGCCGGGGGAAGGGCUGGCACGUCGUCAUCUCCUCCAUGGCGGGGGUGGUGCCCAGCCCGGGGCAGGCGGUGUACGCCGCCGCCAAGGCCGGCCUCCGCGCCUACUUCGGCUCCCUCAAGGCCGAGAUGCACGGCAGUGGCAUCGGCGCCACCAUCUGCUGCCCCGGCCCCGUUGCCACAGGGCUGGAUGGGAAUGCACGGCUGGUCUAUGGCCCGCUGGGCCUGAUCGAGACAGUGACGACCGUGCCCUCGCCCGACGGCGAGGGGUCGCAGCUGGUGGCGGCGCACUCCUCCUCGGGGCGCACCGCCGUGCCGCGCGCAGUGGAGCUCAUCGUGCGCGCCGCACACCGCAAGAUGGACGAGGUCUGGAUCGCGCGGCACCCCGUGCUGCUCGUCGGCUACCUCACCCAGUACACGCCCUUCCUGGCGUGGUGGAUCCUGAAGAAAAUCGGGCCGGGGCGCGCGCGCAAGCUGAAGAGCGGCGGCGACGGCUACUCCGUCACGGGCAUGUUUGUGUGGGGGACGCCCAAGAAGACGGAGUGA
Auxenochlorella protothecoides is the source of this 1098-nucleotide messenger RNA. Its product is annotated as Dehydrogenase/reductase SDR family member 7. The record is from RefSeq and is a predicted model, not a curated record. Bases 1 to 1098 code for a protein of 365 amino acids. NCBI's taxonomy places the organism in Eukaryota, Viridiplantae, Chlorophyta, Trebouxiophyceae, Chlorellales, Chlorellaceae. The transcript has 4 exons.